AUGCCCUCCCUGUUUGGGCGUACUAGCAAGAAUUUGGUCAAAGAGCUUGGCGACAAAGACUUCAGGCCUGUCCAAAACCCGCUGAGUGCCAACAAAUUCUGUCAGCUGAAGCUACUGCGGAAGAAGAGGAGGACCCUCUCUCAGUUCUGGGAACGACCAGAUGUUCCAGUUGACCGCACCCUCACAGACAUCCUGGAGCCAAGCCCUUCAGUCCCAGUGCCUGUAGUAACAGAAAAAUUCGUCUUCAUUGACAAAAUGGUCUGGAAGGGGGCAGCUGAGGUGGAUGUGACUGCUGGGCUAGAAGUGAGUGUGUCGGGGAAGGCUAACCAGUCCUAUGAAUGCUCCCUGGAGGUUCAGUCUGUCACCAUCUCACCAUGCGACUGGGAAGACCUCCAGAAGAGGAAAGCGUUGGAUCAAGAGCCGUCAUUUCUGAAGGAGUGCAGGACCAGAGGGGACAACCUGUAUGUGGUGACAGAGGCUGUGAAACUGAGCAACAGUACCGUCCUGCAGGACAGCAGCAGUGUGAAUGCCGCGGGCAAAUUCUCUGUCCCUUGGAGUUUUUAUGCCAAGAGCACAGGAGAUGGGUCGGGUCUCAAAGUGAGAGAAAGGACGCUGACUCUGCCCCAGGGCACCGUGAUGGCCUAUAAGAGGAAGCAGCUGGUGUUCCGGGAGAAUGGCCGAGCCAUUCUUCUCAUCUCAGAUGAUGACAAGCGGAAAACCUUCCCAGAAGAUGAUAAGAAACUGCAGGAGCUGCGGAUGUCACUAGAAAUUCUUUCCAUCUCAGAGGAUGACAAGCAGAAAGCCUUUUCCGAAGAUGACGAGUUCCUCAAGAAAUGGCAGAUGCAAUCAGCGAUGGGCACCAUAAGACGUCUCAUCCUCCCAAUUGGAAGAAUACAGGAACCCAUUUGCCAAGAUUUCAAGUCCCUACAAAAUGAGGUUUCCAGGGAAAUGGAGGCAGUGGCCGAGCUCCCCAGGGACAUUCGAGAUGCUCUUUUCCAUACCAUCCUGGCCAAGCUCAAGGACCAAGGGGCUCUGCAGGACCUCACAGACAUGCUGGAUGGGAACCUUUGGAUUCAUACGGGCAGCUUGCUAAGUGAGCUGCAGGAAGACUCAAGAAAUGUGUGGCUUGAGUCAAAACAUAUCAUUUACCUCCUUGAAGCCUUACUGGUGCUGAGUGACAUCCAACAUGAGCUGCUGGCCUGGUCCAUGGAGAAGAAGAUCCUGCUCCAGCAGCAGGAGCUGGUGAAGAGCAUCCUGGAGCCCAACUUCCGGUACCCCUGGAACAUUCCCUUCACCCUGGAUCCCAAGCUCCUUGCCUUGCUGCAGGAAGAGGGGUUGGCCGUCACCUUUGGCCUGCUGCAGGAGUGUGGCCUGAGGGUGGCACCCGACAACCCCAAGGGGACUUGGGACCUGGAGGCCAAGAAGCCCCUGUCUGCCCUGUACGUGUCCCUCUUGGUGCUGCAGCAGCUGGCUGAGGCCUGA
This is a messenger RNA of Budorcas taxicolor (takin), 1482 nucleotides long. RefSeq names its product gasdermin C (gene GSDMC). The transcript has 14 exons. Lineage: Eukaryota; Metazoa; Chordata; Mammalia; Artiodactyla; Bovidae. Gene Ontology annotation, molecular function: phosphatidylinositol-4-phosphate binding; phosphatidylinositol-4,5-bisphosphate binding; phosphatidylserine binding. Gene Ontology annotation, biological process: defense response to bacterium; pyroptotic inflammatory response. The record is from RefSeq and is a predicted model, not a curated record. The coding region runs from base 1 to 1482 and encodes 493 amino acids.